AUGUUCAUGCAACGCACCGCCAUCGCUGCGGCCCGCCGCGCCGCCCUUCGCCCCGUCGUCGCCCGCUCCUUCACCACCUCCUUUGUCCGCCGUACGCAUUUUGCUCCCGCCCGCCCAAUGGCAAUCCUCGCCCCCGAGGCCGUCGCUGCCGCUUCCCAGACCAAGGUCGGCUCCUACAAGACUCUGAAGGAGGUCAAGACCGAGGACGACCUUUUCGGCCCCGGUGCCCAGCCCGGAACCGUCCCCACCGACCUCGAGCAGGCCACUGGUCUGGAGCGUCUCGAGAUUCUCGGAAAGAUGGAGGGUGUCGACAUCUUCGACAUGCGCCCUCUUGACGCCAGCCGCCUCGGCACGAUGGAGAACCCCGUCAUGGUCCGAUCCGCUGGUGAGGAGCAGUUCGCUGGUUGCACCGGUUUCCCCGCCGACUCCCACAACGUCCACUGGCUCGGCCUCACCAAGGACCGCCCCAUUGAGCGAUGCCCCGAGUGCGGCAGCGUCUACAAGAUGGACUACGUCGGCGCCGAGGAUGACCACCACCACCACCACGCCCCCGAGUUCGAGGAGCCCAAGACCUUCGCCGAUUACAUCAAGCCCGAGUACCGAUACCGAUAA
Messenger RNA from Ilyonectria robusta, 612 nucleotides. Its product is annotated as cytochrome c oxidase subunit VB-domain-containing protein. The record is from RefSeq and is a predicted model, not a curated record. The transcript has 4 exons. Lineage: Eukaryota; Fungi; Ascomycota; Sordariomycetes; Hypocreales; Nectriaceae. The coding region runs from base 1 to 612 and encodes 203 amino acids. Gene Ontology annotation, cellular component: mitochondrial envelope. Gene Ontology annotation, biological process: mitochondrial electron transport, cytochrome c to oxygen.